AUGUUCUCCACCUGGAAGAGACCAGGGCUGCUCUCUGUGCAUGAGGACCCCAUGCCCACCACAGCCUCCCUCAGCACUGAAAUGCUCAACAUCAGCUCACAAGCUCUCGAAUCUGCUCUUAACGGGACCCUUUCCCAGGACAGCAGCUGCCCGGACACYGAGUGGUGGGGCUGGCUCAAUGCCACCCAGGCCCCCUUCCUCUGGGUCCUGUUCGUGCUGGCUGCAGUCGAGAACGUCUUUGUCCUCAGUGUGUUCUGCCUGCACAAGAGCAGGUGCACGGUGGCCGAAAUCUACCUGGGGAACCUGGCGGUGGCUGACCUGAUCCUAGCCUGCGGGCUGCCCUUCUGGGCCAUCACCAUUGCCAACAACUUUGACUGGCUCUUUGGAGAGGUCCUGUGCCGGGUGGUGAACACCAUGAUCUACAUGAACCUGUACAGCAGCAUCUGCUUCCUGAUGCUGGUGAGCAUCGACCGUUACCUGGCCCUGGUGAAGACCAUGUCCAUGGGCAGGAUGCGUGGGGUGCGCUGGGCCAAACUCUACAGCCUGGUGAUCUGGGGGUGCACGCUGCUCCUGAGCUCGCCCAUGCUGGUGUUCCGGACCAUGAGGGGGUACAGUGAUGAGGGCCACAAUGUGACCGCGUGCGUCAUCAUCUACCCGUCCCACACCUGGGAGGUGUUCACCAAUGUUCUCCUGAACUUGGUGGGCUUCCUGCUGCCCCUGAGCGUCAUCACCUUCUGCACGGUGCAGAUCAUGCAGGUGCUCCGGAACAACGAGAUGCAGAAGUUCAAGGAGAUCCAGACAGAGAGGAAGGCCACCGUGCUGGUCCUGGCCGUGCUGCUGCUCUUCGUCGUGUGCUGGCUGCCCUUCCAGAUCAGCACCUUCCUGGACACGCUGCUGCGCCUCGGCAUCCUCUCGGGCUGCUGGAACGAGCACAUCAUCGACGUCAUCACGCAGAUCAGCUCCUACGUGGCCUAUAGCAACAGCUGCCUCAACCCGCUGGUGUACGUCAUCGUGGGCAAGCGCUUCCGGAAGAAGUCCCGCGAGGUGUACCGGGGCACGUGCGGGAAAGUGGGGUGCGUGCCCGAGCCCGUCCCGGCGGACAACUCCGUGGGCACGCUGCGCACCUCCAUCUCGGUGGACCGCCAGAUUCACAAACUGCAGGACUGGGCGAGGGGCAGYCAGUGAACGGGACCAGGGGCUGCUGCUGUCGUGCGCGAGGACGGACGGACAGCGGCUGUCCAGCACCGGCCCAGCAAGGAGCUGGCGGCCUCSGGUGAUCUCGAGCAAUGAGUUGGUGUCUCAGGAAAAAUACAGGAAAGCGAU
Messenger RNA from Urocitellus parryii (Arctic ground squirrel), 1323 nucleotides. RefSeq names its product bradykinin receptor B2 (gene Bdkrb2). Gene Ontology annotation, cellular component: external side of plasma membrane; membrane. Gene Ontology annotation, biological process: G protein-coupled receptor signaling pathway; cell chemotaxis; smooth muscle contraction. Lineage: Eukaryota; Metazoa; Chordata; Mammalia; Rodentia; Sciuridae. Gene Ontology annotation, molecular function: bradykinin receptor activity; C-C chemokine receptor activity; C-C chemokine binding. The record is from RefSeq and is a predicted model, not a curated record.